Molecule: messenger RNA, 2736 nt
Organism: Lecanosticta acicola
Lineage: Eukaryota; Fungi; Ascomycota; Dothideomycetes; Mycosphaerellales; Mycosphaerellaceae
Source: the annotation of a GenBank genome assembly
AUGCCACGCUUUCUGACGCCUGCACGCAUCUGUUUGUUGGUUGCCAUUGAUAUCUACGGCGAGGAGCCUCCGCCAACAGCAUCCGCCAUAACCCUGCUCGACUUCAUCUCCCAGCAUGUUAUUUCCUCCGCCGAACAGAAUGUCGACGACAUUCAGGAGCGGCGUGCAUUCGCUUCAGGCGGCAUGGAAUUCUUCGAACAAUGCCUGCGCCCACUGGCGUCCAGCAUGCCUGGUCGAAAUCUUUACGACUCGCUAAUCUACCGCAUCUGGCAGUUCAACUCGGUCGAUUCGCUACACGCCUUCAUAGAAGAAGUCAGCCUAGUGCGAGUACGCCCCUCCCGAGAUGCACUGAUUCAGCCGCAUCCCAAUGCUUUUACUCCAGCCUCCCCGCUUGGCCAAUAUGUCCGCCGCUGCUGGGUGGAGUUUACGCGACUGCAGUUUGAGGACGCGCAGGCUCUGUGGAAAAUGUUCACUACUUAUCGAGAACCUACGAAGCACGACUGGACACUGAAGUAUCCGGAAGAUGCCCUCAAAACCGAGCAAGAUGUCAAUCCUGUCUGUACAGUCCCCGCUCUACCCACAAGAGCCGGCAGUGAAGGUGUAGCGCAAGAUGGCGCCAGCGCAGCUGUGGUGGACGCCGACAUUCUACUCCAUUUCGCAAUUCAGCGACUUCAGAAGGAAGGCUCGCGGGUGCCAGCAGAUGUCAAGCUUCGGAUUGAGCAGUGGAUUGGGGACCAAUUGGAUUCCAACACUCAGUCGCUGCACUUCUUCAUGGCUUUCUUCGAACAUUGGAGAGCUGGCCAGUACACAAUGGCGCUGGAGAAUCUACACCGCUAUUUUGACUACUCACUCGCGGGUAAGGCGGCAACAGAGAACAUGAGGGUCCACUAUCAAUACGCACUACUGCAUCUGAGUGUACUCCAUGCGGACUUCGAGUGCUGGGGGGAGAGCAUCGAUGCGAUGAACGAAUGUAUUGCGACUGGUAAGUUACGAGUUGGGUGAAUGCUUUCGGCCAUUGUACACUGUGUCUCUUUCAAGUGCUGAUCAUCGACAGCGCGGGAGAAUCAAGACGCCGCCUGCCUGAAUUUCGCGCUGUCGUGGCUGCUUCACCUCCGUCAUGCGCAUCCCAGCAAGCGCGGGAAUUCUUUCGGAACUAUCGCGGGUGUUGUUGGCAGCGGCGGCAGUGAACACGACGAAAUUGCAUUCCUUAAGCAAAAGGCGAAAGAUGGGAAGCACUGGAUGCUCCUUAGCAGCACUCUGCUUGAAGAAGCAAGACUGGAGCUGUACAGCGUGAGGACGCCUUAUCAUUCACACAUGAUCUCCCACUGACUGAUACCAGGGCGGCAACAGAAAUCGAGCCCAAGAGCACAUCCUGCAGUCAAUGUAUCUGAAUGCCCAUCAUGACCUACGCGGUCUAGCACCCGCAAGUCUUCUUCUCCAAAGCGCUUGUUAUCAUCGGCUGGGUGAGUGGAACGAGAUCGAUUCUGGAAGGAGACUGAACACUGACGAAGCAAUGUCAGGGCAAACCAAGUCUGCAGUCCUCGACAUCGAGCUUUUGAACACCGUAUACCUCAAGCAGUGUCCGAAAGGCGAGUAUGUGCGCGCAACAUGCCGUCUGGCAGACCUUAUGGCGCGGAGUGGAAAUUUCAGCAGAGCGUUGAAGCAUAUUGAGGGUCAGAUUCCCGCAGCGAAAGGAUUGCUCAAGCAGGAGCAAAGACUCAAAGCCUUUGCGACGCUUCUCCAGCUGAAGAGGUCAAUACAGCGGUGCGCUCCCACCAAGCGACAGGGGUGCAGUGUUGCGAGUUGAAGCCGUCGUUGUGCUAACUCUAUACAGGAACCAGUUCAAUGUCGCGGAUGCUCACCUGAACCAAUUACGCCCCUUCUGCUCGGGGAGCGACCCUGAAAUGUCAUUCGAGGUCAAGGUUCUUGAGAUCGAGAAACUCGUCCGACAGGAGCGGUUUUUGCCAGCUCUCCAAAAGGUCAAUGAGGAGCUAAAGGUCCUCAGAGGCAGAGAGACAGGUAAGAUCUCCUCCCAAACAUUCACUGGGUCUGCGGCUGAUACCUCAAGACAUUGCGCAUCGCAUCUACUUUCUGCUCCUGAAAGCUCGGAUCUUCGCAGCGGGCGGUCAGGCCAGUAAGGGCUUUGCCAUAGUCCUCAGAGCCACUGCCACUGCCGAACGACAGCUUCUCGUCACGCUCUUCAUGGAGGGCGUAGCGGUCCUGAGCAAAGUCCUCAUCGAACUCUCUGAGUUUGGCGCUGCGCGAGAUAUCGUAGAAGCAGCAUUACCACAUGUAAGGUGUCGUGUCGUGUCUUUAUAGACGUUCCCAGAGCUAACAAGACCAGGCCAUCGAAUCACAGAACACGGAGCUCACGGCCCGCUUCUACACGCUGAUGGGAGAGGCAUGUCUUGGGUAUGCUGGACAUGAAUGCCCGCACGACUCCAACGAGCAGACGCUCACCUUGCGGCGGGCGCAAGACUUGUUCGAAAACGGCCGAUCUCGUAAGUGAACGGAAAAAAAAACGCCCCCCUCUGCAUAGCUCGUCGUUGACGACGGCUGACUUCCAUGGUUUUGCCUUCCACAGUAUUUCAGCAAACUGAAGAUCUCACCGGCAUGCUGCACUGCCUCGCCCUGAAAUCUCAGAUUGCUACGUGGACCGGCGAUGAGAGUUCCGCUCUGCAAGCGGAUGAGAUGUACUCGCAGCUCCUGAUGGUCCAAUCUCAGGCAAUCCCUUGA